AUGCCUCUCUUCAAAUCAUCGCAUCCCUCUCUCACCCACCUUCGGAGCUUCACCUGCACCGCGCGAACACUUGCAAAUCGCUCCAAUAAACGACUUGAAGGCGAGCACAGCGUCGUGCCUCCCUACCCAUACGGGCCCUCUCUUUUUUACAAACAAUCCAACAAUGGUCUCUACGGUACGCAGAAGAUCCGGUUCGGGAACAUCGUGUCAGAAAAGAACGAGAUCAAGACUCGACGAUAUUGGAGACCUAAUGUACACUUCAAGAGGCUGUGGAGUGAUGCCCUGCAGGACUAUAUCAGGUUGAGGAUCACGACGAGGGUAUUGAGGACGGUGGAUAAGGUUGGAGGUCUGGAUGAGUACUUGCUCGGGGAGAAGGCCGGAAGGCUGAAGGAACUGGGUAUUGGUGGGUGGAAGUUGAGGUGGAGGAUUAUGCAGACGGAUAGGGUCAAGGAGAGGUUCAGACGGCAGAGGGAACUACUUGGUCUGCCGCCCAAGGAGGACGACCUGGUUACUUCGGACGGACAAGCAGCUACACCACAACAGGUUGCGCAGGAGAUGGAGGCUUUUGAUGCGGACCUGAAGAAGGGUCAGGAAGUUGAGGUGGGAGAGAAUAUGGAGGCUGGUGAAGCCGAGCCUGGGUUUAUGCAUGAGCAGCCUCCGAAACAAGAGAAGGUCGUGCUAUAA
This is a messenger RNA of Cadophora gregata, 684 nucleotides long. RefSeq names its product 39S ribosomal protein L24, mitochondrial (gene MRPL24). The record is from RefSeq and is a predicted model, not a curated record. Gene Ontology annotation, cellular component: mitochondrial large ribosomal subunit. Gene Ontology annotation, molecular function: structural constituent of ribosome. NCBI's taxonomy places the organism in Eukaryota, Fungi, Ascomycota, Leotiomycetes, Helotiales, Ploettnerulaceae. Bases 1 to 684 code for a protein of 227 amino acids. The transcript has a single exon.